Molecule: messenger RNA, 6003 nt
Organism: Tetrahymena thermophila SB210
Lineage: Eukaryota; Ciliophora; Oligohymenophorea; Hymenostomatida; Tetrahymenidae
Exons: 11
Biological process (GO): cilium organization
Cellular component (GO): cilium
Source: RefSeq, a predicted model, not a curated record
GUUCAAACAAUAAACAAACAAAACACAUAAAUAAAUUAAAAUAAAAAGAAAGAAGCAAAACAAACACAAUAUAUUCAAAGAUAUAUUGAUAAUAUAAUUUAAAAUAAGCUAAGAAGAAUCAAAAAUUAAAAACAUAAAAGGAAGAUAGACCUCUUAUAAAAUACAUAUAUAAUUAAAAAAUCAUCCUUUAUAAGUAAUUAGAGUCAAACAAAAGAUAACUACAUGAGUUUAGAGAAUUCUCAGAUGCAAUAACCAGCUGAUCUUGGUUCAGAAGCAUCUUUUGGGCAAGAAAAUAUAUCAAGAGAUCUUCCUCAUGAUCCAAAUGAUAUAUAAAGCUAUCUAAGAAGCCUCAAAGAGAAACAUAUGGUUUAGAUUGAAAGAGUCUUCCAAAAUCACCAUUAGAGACUUGAAGAUAGCGAAAGAGAAAUAAGCAAUUCAAUGAGGGAAAUAUAAAUUCAAUAGAUAAAACGCAAGCAACAAUAGGAAGAGUAUUUAUAGUAAGCAGAAAAGGCACGCUAGGAAGAGGAUAAUUUAAGAAGAAUUCUAAGCAUCAAGCCACAAACAGUUGAAGAAAUCAAAGAAAAAGUUAAACUUUAAAUGCAGCUUUAGCAAAAAGUUUCAUCGUAAUAAAAUAUUAGUUUUUCAUAGAAUUAAAUGCACUAACUUUCUCAGUAAGCAUCUAAAUCUCCUCAAUCAAAUGUAAAUCGCAAAACUCCUAUCUCUAAUAAAUCUGCUGGUGGAGGUAAGAAGAAAGGUACACUUUGGUUUUAUGAGAACAGAGAAAAGGCAGAAUAUGAAUACGCCCUAAGGGACUAUUUAAGAGAGAAAGAGAAAAAGAAAUCAAUAACUCCUGCAACUCCAAAAACAUUUUAGCCAAUUAUAAUCAGACCUGAAGAAAGAAAGUUAUAUGAUAAGGUGAAAGAAAACGAAGACUAUGAAAUAAUGACUCCUUGUUCAGAUGAUCUUUCAAAUUAUGCUUUUGAAACAGGAAAUGAUAUCAUGGCUAACUUUUAAUCAAUAUUUGAAAAUUCAGAUAAAUAAAGCAAAAAGCAGAAAAAACGUUACAGAGUCAAAGAUUUCAAAGACGAUGAACUUUUCUUGAUUGCUUAUUUCUUUUCCAAGAUUCCCUAGCACACUGUUGAAGGAGAUGAUGAAGAGGGAGAUUUUGUUACUAAGGAAGAUUUUGAGUAAGCUUUGAUGAAUAAAAGGGAAAUACUUUUACUUUAUAAUAUAAAGCCUGAAGAUUUGCAUAAGGAAUUGCUGAGACUUUCAACUAAAAAGGCAGGAUAUGUAAGCUUAAAAGAAGCUGGAGAGUUUUUAAUGAGAGAUAGACAAUCUUUAAGCAUGGAACAUUAUGAAAAUAUUUAAAAACUAAAGCAAGAUGAGAGAAAAGAGACUCUUACUGUAGCUUAGUCAUUAUUAACAGAAGAGCAAGUUAAUAUUUUGAGAGAUAUAUUCUUAGAUAUUGAUACUUUUGGUGAAUGCAAAGUUUCGUUAAAGCAAAUGAUUUCCAAAGUAAAAACUGAUCAUAGAACCAGGGAUUGGAUUGAAAAACCUAUUGCAUUUAUAAAGCAAGUAGACAGAACUAUUUUGAUGGAAGACCUUUUCAGUGAAUUAGAAUAAUGGAUGUCCUUAGGCAAAGAAGCUGAAAGAAGAUAAAAAGAAUAUGUAGACUGGGAUACUAUUAAAGAGUUAUUUGUAAACUAUAAAAGAAAAGAUAUUCCUUCUAGAGAUAAAGUAUUUGCAGCUCAGAGACUUCUAGGAAGAUAUGACUUUGGUGAUACAAUCGAAAUUCCUAAGGAUUUCUUGCAAGUUAUUAAGAGCACUUUUGAGAACCUUCCUAAAUAUGCCUAAUACUAUGUUAAUACUAAUGAUUUCAUUGAAGAAUUAAUCAACAACAAACAAUAUACAUUCUUUAAAACAAAAUUCGUAAGAAGCAAGAAGUAUAUUGAUUUAGAAAUUGAAACUGUUGAUGAUGUACUUAAAAGAAUGUCUCAAGAAUGCGAUAUAUAUCAUACUUAAGACGAAAUUCUUGACUUCUUUUCUAGAAAAGGACGUCCAAGAUAUUUGGCUAGAAGAAUAAAGCAAUAAAAGCACAAAAAAAUAUUGAUGAAAAAGGUAGAGAAGUAGGAAGUAUAAGAAAACCAAAAAGAGGAAUCGGAUGAUAGUUUUGAAAUCGACAGAUCCGAAAUCAGGGAAAAAAGAAAGCAGAGAAAGGUUGCUAAGAUAUUACAAGGAACAGAAGAAGAUGUUUAAAAGCAAUUAGAAAAGAAUUAGUUUAUGUAACAAAAGAAUUUCGGUGCUUAGUUUAAAUCUGAAGAUGAUGAUUUCAUAAUCACUGUACCAUAGCCCUUCAGGUUUGAUAGCAGAGAUAAGCAAAAAUAAAAAAGCAUACGUCAAAGAAGACUUGAAGAAAUGCUUCAAGAAAAGCAAGAUAUUGAGGAUUAUUAUGUCUCAACAGCUACUGCAUUCAGAGCUAAUAAAAUUCCAAAUCAUAUUAAAGAUAGACAUCUAUGGGAAAAAAUAUAGCAAAAGAAUGAAUAGAGAAGAUAGAUUGUCAAGAAAGAAUCUAAAGCCAUGACUUUGGCUAGAGAGAAUCCAUUUACUUUCUACUAUCGUGAUUUGUAAAAAGUAAUGGAAAGAAAGAACUUUUAACCUGAAUACAAAUUCACACACUUCAAAGCUAAGCAUGCCCCAUGGUAUUGCAGAGUUAGAUUAUUUGAUAGAUUGAUGGAAAAGUAAAGGGAAAAAAGCAGAUAAAAUGUUGAAAAAAGAAAAGCUGAACUUAUGAAGGGAAGUAAGUUACCUGAAGGAGUCAAGAGUAUGCUCUAAAGAUUGAAAGUUAAAGAUUAGAUCACAGAAGAAAAAAGAAGAAACCGUCUUCUUGAAUAUUCCUUCUAACCACCCAGAGCUAAAAGUGUUCCUGACUUUGCUACUCUUUAAAAAGAUUUUGAAGAAAAGUUGAGCUAGAAGAAAGGGGAAUUCCAACCAACUAUUCCUGCUCCUUUCAAUUUCUAAGAAACAAGAAAAGCACCUAAGAGAGAUUAUUUAGACAAAGAAAACGAAUUAGUUAAGAAAACUAAGGAAGCUAGCUAAUAAGUUGUUAGAGAAAAGAAACUCAAGAGAAUCUUGACCAUGAAAGUUAAAUAUCAGCCACCUUCAACUAAGAAGUUUGAAGCUUUGGUUGCUAAAAAGAGAUUUGAAUAAGAAGUAAGACAAUAUUAAAAAGAAGUUACUUAGUCAAGAGAGUAAGAUAAAAAUGAAAGAAGAAAGAAGUUUGCAGAGUUUGUCAAUAGCUGUAUUAACAAUGUUAAUUAUUCAGAAUAUGCAAACUAGCUCAGACAGCAAAAAUAUCAAGAAAGAGAAAAUCGCAUGAUCGAAAAAAUAUAAUGGGAAUAAUAAUUUGACCAAAAAAUGACAGAAAUGAUGCAAAACGUUAUUCGCCGUCCUCUUCUUAUCGAAUAAGUCUCAUAAAGUGCAUUCACUUCUGGAAGAGCUUAAAGAUUGAGAUAAAUUCUUGGUGAAGGUGCUCCCAUUUAAGAAGAAUCUGAGCAUUAUGAAGACGAAGACGAAUUGAUAAUUCCAAACUUUGAUUAAAUGACUUAAGCUUAGCUAUACAAUUACUUAGAUCCUAGCUAAGUUCACCCUUAAACACUAGAAAUUAGAAAAUAAUUAUACACUUAGUACAUAUAAAAGAAACAAAUGCCAAAUAUCAAUGAAAUGGACGAAGAGGAUGAAGAUUAGCAUACAUAUCAAAAUAACUAAGAAGAAUAUGAGCACGAAGGAGAAGAAAUUAAUCCUUAAGGAUAACAUGAAGAUGAAGAAGAAAGAGAUAAUGAGGCAGUCAACAAAAUGAAUCAAUAAUAUUAAAUACAAGAAGAAUAUCAAUAAUAUUCUAAAGACGCUUAGCAUGAAGCAGGAGAAGAUGAUGAAGAAGAUGAUUUCCAUAAUAAUUAAGAACUAAUAGAGUAGUAAAAAUAAGUUUAGCAAAUUUAAUAAUAAUAAAUGGAUGACGAUGAAGAUGAGGACUAUGAAAUCGAUGCUGGUGGAUAGCCUGGCAGCUCUGAUGACUAUGAAAAGAUAUAUCCUUAAUAUUAAUAGUAACAAAAAUUAUAGUAAUAAUAAUAAUAAUAAUAGCAAUAAGCUUAAAAGGGAAGCAAGAAUGCUUCUGUAGAUAUUAAGCAGUAACAAUAAUCAAACUCAUUUAACAAGGUUAAUUAGUCAAACUCCUCUUCAAAGGCAGCUUCUAAUUAAGCUUCAGGUAUUCCUUAACAAAAUGCUGGAUAUCCUUAACUUAACAAUAAGAAUCAAAAUGAAGAUGAAGAUGAAGAAGACUUUGAUGAAGAUUAAGAAUAAAUUUAUGAUGAAAAUGGUUAACCUAUUCCUCCCGAGCUGUUGAAGGAAUACCAAGAACAGAUUCGUCGUAUGUAAGAACAAGGUGAUUAUGACGAAGAAUAUGAUGAGGAUGACGAUGAUGAUGAAUAUGAUGAGAAUGCUUAAUAUUUUGAUGAAAAUGGUAAACUAAUACCUAUAGAACUUGUUAAAUAAAUUAAAGAAGAACGCAAAGCUUAAAAAUAAUUAUAAUAGUAGGCUUAUGCAGCUGGAUCUGACUAAUAAAAAGGUAAAAGCUCUCCUGGAGAUACAGAUUCUAAGAGAAGCUCUUAAUAACCUUCAGUCAGUAAACAAUAAUAAGCUUAAUAGCAGCCUUAAUAGGCUAGAGCAGAAGAAUAGAGCGCUGGAAAACCAGCUGCUGCUCCUUCACAGCCACCUUAAUAAUAACAGCAAAAUAAUUAACCAAGCUAAAAAGAUCAAGCUAAAAAUUAAAACAAUAAUCAAAUAAAAUUAAAUGAGCAAGACUAUGAUGAUGACGAAUAAAUAAAUGAAGAAGAUCUUCUUGACUAAGAUGCUUAAUAUGUAGAUGAAGAUGGCAAUCCUUUAUCAGCAGAGUAAGUAGCAUAGUAUUUAAAACAUCAGAAAAUGCAAUAAGCAAUGGAAGAUGAUCCUCAAGAUGCUGAAUAUUAUGAUGAGGAUGGUAAUCUUUUGACACCUGAAGAAGUUGCUGAAUUCAUGAGGUAGUAAAAGCUAAUGGCUCAAUAGGAUUAAAUGGGAAUGCAUGAUCCUGAUGAUCCUGAAGAGGCAGAAUAUAUUGAUGAGGAUGGAAAUCCUUUAACUCGUGAAGAAGUAGCAGAAAUUUUGAGAGAGUAAAAAAUGAGAGGUAUGCAACAUGCAAACGAAGAAGGAGAGCAUGAAGAUUUCGAUGAAAAUCAUGGAGAUUCUAAAAAUGAUAAGCAAAGAGAAUAUGAUGAUGAAGAAUUCGAUGAAGAUGAAGAGGAAUACGUAGACCAACAUGGAAAUCCAAUUGAUCCUGAAAAAAUUAAAUAGCUUAAAUAAUAAGAAGCUGCUGCUGCUGCCACAGCAAAUUUAGUUUAGAAAUAGACAUAGCCCUAGUCUGAAUCUAAAGAAAAACCUUAAGAAAAUAAAAGUAUUCCUGAAAAAGACUAACAAAAAGGAGCAACUAAAUUACAAAAUGUAGAAAAAGAUGAUGAGGAAUAUGGAGAAUAUGAUGAUGAAGAUUAAUUCGAAUAGCAAUUCGAAUCUGAGGAGGAAUAUAUAAAUUACCUUGUAUAAACAGAAUUAAAAAAAUAAUUAGCAGCAGGCAAAAAGGUAACAGAGCAAGAAAUCAGAUAAAUGAUAGAGGAAUAGAUUAUGAUGGAGCAAUAAGAACAUGAUUAGAUGGAAGCAAUGGAUGAAGAGUAAAUAGAAGCUAUGGAUGAGCAAUUAGAAGAAAUAAUAGCUUAAAUGUCCCCAGAAGAUUUAGCUAACUUUGUGGAUGAUAAUGGAUAGACUCUUCCUAAAGAUUAAAUUAAAUAUAUCUUGAUGUAAUAACACCUUUAAGGGUAUGAUGAUGAAGACGAAGAAGAAGAAUACUAACAACAAAUGUAGAUGAGAGCAGCCUAGUAAAAAGGAGGCUCUUAAAAAGAUGCUCAUAAUAGCAGCUUCUGA